AUGAUCGGUAUUCUAGCUUCGGCAGCUUUAACAUGCAAAUAUCCGAAAAAUGCUUUUCAAAUAUUGAUAAAGAAUCAGUGUCCAAUCGCUAAUUCUUUUUGUAUCAUUGAUGUACCUUUUGAUGUAUCAGUCAAUGCGAGAUAUAGAUGCGCCACAGCGCCUCGUCAACUAAAUCCUGUCGUAAACUUGAUGAAUUCAUCACAGUUGCUGGCUCAUAUUACUGCAGACAAUCAUUUAAGUAGUGGUUAUUCAAACUGUAUGUUAACUGUAUUUUAUGCGCCGGAUUGUGUAUUUAGCUCACGAAUGGCUCCUCAUUUAUUUCUUCUCUCACAAGUAUACCCUCAGUUGCAUAUUGUUGCUACGGAUGCAUCAGUUCAUAGCAAGUUGAAUAGUCGGUAUGGCAUUAUCGCAACACCCACUGUAUUACUAUGGAUAGAUGGUAACGUAGUUUCACGUAUGGAUGAGCCACCUUUUUCAAUAGCAGCCUUCAAAAAUUAUAUAGAAAGAUGGACUGACCUUGAAUCAGAAUAUUACUCUGGUGCGGAUGAUGAGAAUUCAUCAGUUAAUGUUAUAGGCAAGUUCGAAUUCUCAAUUUUUAAUAUUUUCUCUUAGAA
Messenger RNA from Thelazia callipaeda (thelaziosis nematode), 614 nucleotides. Lineage: Eukaryota; Metazoa; Nematoda; Chromadorea; Rhabditida; Thelaziidae. The record is from the annotation of a GenBank genome assembly.